This is a messenger RNA of Petromyzon marinus (sea lamprey), 4705 nucleotides long. The record is from RefSeq and is a predicted model, not a curated record. Lineage: Eukaryota; Metazoa; Chordata; Hyperoartia; Petromyzontiformes; Petromyzontidae.
CGGGGAAGCCCCUCCCCUCCCCCUCCCUCUGCCACGCAUGCGCAGUGCGGACGCAGCCGCUGAGGCUCAGGAGGAGGAGGAGGGGCGGCUAUGGCUGCCUCGGCGCCUGUACAACAGGGCCUGAGGGAGGCGCUCAUGGAGGCGCUCACCGCUAUCCUGUCGCCCGUGCAGGAGGUGCGCGCCGCGGGCGAGGCGCAGAUUAAGGUGCUGGAGGUGACGGAAGAGUUCGGGGUUCAUCUCGCCGAGCUCACUGUCGACCCUCAUGGAGCGCUGGCCAUCCGCCAGUUGGCCUCCGUAGUGCUGAAGCAGUACGUGGAGACGCACUGGUCAUCGCACUCGGAGAAGUUCCGCCCACCCGAGGCUCCCGAGAGCGCCAAGGCGGCCAUCAGGCAGCUGCUGCCCGCGGGCCUGCGCGAGUCGCUGAGCAAGGUGCGCUCCACUGUGGCGUACGCCGUGUCGGCCAUCGCUCACUGGGACUGGCCGGACGCGUGGCCGCAGCUCUUUGGCCUCCUCAUGGAGAUGCUGACGGGCGGCGAAGUGAGCGCCGUGCACGGGGCCAUGCGCGUCCUCACCGAGUUCACCAGGGAGGUGACUGACACACAGAUGCCACUGGUGGCCCCGGUGAUCUUGCCGGAGAUGUACCGCAUCUUCACCAUGGCAGAGGUUUACAGCAUACGCACGCGGGCGCGAGCCGUGGAGAUCUUCACGGUUUGCGCGAGCCUCAUCCACGCCAUCGACGAGGUGGAGAAGGGCGCCAGCAAGACGCUGCUCUUCCCCGUGCUGCAGCAGUUCCUGGAGGCGUUCAUCCAGGCCAUGCAAAUCCCCGACGGGCCCUCGUCAGACAGCGGCCUCAAGAUGGAGGUCCUCAAGGCCGUCACAGCGCUGGUCAAGAGCUUCCCCAAGCAGAUGUCUCCCUCCAUGCAGCAAAUCCUGCCCAUCGUGUGGAACACGCUCACCCAAAGCGCCACCAUAUACGUCCGCACGGAGGUGAACUUCAUGGAGGAGGCGUCCGACCCCGUCGAUUCAGACGGCGAGGUGCUGGGCUUUGAGAAUCUGGUGUUCAGCAUCUUUGAGUUUGUGCACGCGUUGCUGGAGGCGCCGCGGUUCCGUGGGACCCUGCGCAAGGCCCUGCCCGACCUCAUCUACUACCUCAUUCUCUACGCUCAGAUCACCGAGGAGCAGGUGAAGGUGUGGACGGCGAACCCGGAGCAGUUUGUGGAGGACGAGGACGACGACACGCUCUCCUACUCUGUGCGCAUCUCUGCUCAGGACAUGCUGCUGGCGAUCAUGGCGGAGUUUCAGGGCGACAGCGCAGCGGCGCUGGCGGCAGCGGCCACGCGGCACCUGCAGGAGGCGGAGCAGGCGCGGAACGCCGGCAGCUCCUACUGGUGGAAGCUGCACGAGGCGUGCAUGCUGGCCCUGGGCUCCGUGAAGGACGCCGUGAUCGACGCGGUCCGUAGCGGCAAGGUGCAGUUCGACAUGGACGGCUUCCUCACCAACGUGGUGCUCGCCGACCUCAGCUCGUCCGCCUCCCCGUUCCUGCUGGGCCGAGCGCUGUGGUCGGCGUCGCGCUUCGCGAGCCUCAUGACCCCGGAGCUGGUGCAGCGCUUCCUCCAGGCGACCGUGAGCGGCCUGCACGACGCGCAGCCGCCCUCCGUGCGCAUCUCGGCGGUGCGCGCCGUCUGGGGCUACUGCGACCAGCUGAAGCAGGCGGGCAGCGUGCAGGUGCUCCGCCCCUUCCUGCCGGCGGUGGUGGAGGCGCUGGUGCAGCUGGCGACGCACUUCACGUCGGACGUGCUCACGCUGGUGAUGGAGACGCUGUGCGUGGUGUGCGCCGUCGACGCCGACUUCACGAGCAGCGUGGAGGCCAAGGUCUGCCCGCUCACCAUCGCGCUCUUCCUCAAGUACAGCAAUGACCCCGUGGUGGCGUCACUGGCAGAGGACAUGUUCAAGGGGCUGUCUCGUAUCGAGGCGUGCCAAGCCCCGCUGCAGAUGCGCCUCAUCCCCACGCUCGUCAGCAUCAUGCAAGCGCCACCUGACAAAGUUCCCCAAGGGCUAUGCUCCGUGGCGCUGGACAUCCUGAGCGGGGUGGUGCGCAACACCAAGCCGCCGCUCUCCGAUCUGCUCAUGUGCCAGGCGUUCCCGGCCGUGGCACAGUGCACCUUGCGCACCGAGGACAACGCCGUCAUGCAGAGCGGCGGCGAGUGCCUGCGGGCCUACGUGAGCGUGGCGCUGGAGCAGGUGGGUGGCUGGCGCGACGACGCGGGCCGCUCGGGCCUGUGGUACGUGCUGCAGGCCGUGACGCGCCUGCUCGACCCGCGCUCCUCCGAAUUCACCGCCACCUUCGUGGGGCGCCUCGUGUCCACCCUGGUGGGGCGCCUCGGCACGCAGCUGGGCGACAGCCUCGACCUCAUGCUGCGCGCUGUGCUGAGCAAGAUGCAGCAGGCUGAGACGCUCAGUGUCAUGCAGUCUCUCAUCAUGGUGUUUGCGCACCUGGUGCACUCGCAGUUGGACGCGCUGCUCGAGUUCCUCUCCAGCCUGCCGGGCCCCACGGGGAAGCCCGCGCUCGAGUUUGUCAUGAGCGAGUGGACCAGCCGCCAGCACCUCUUCUACGGCCAGUACGAGGGCAAAGUCAGUGCGAUGGCGCUCUGCAAGCUGCUGCAGCACGGCGUGGCGACGCACGACACGCGGCUGCAGGACCUGACGGUGCGCGGAGAGCAGAUUUUCUCGGCCUCCAACGCCGUGCAGACUCGCAGCAAGACCGCCCAGACACCGGAGCGAUGGACGGUGAUCCCCCUGCUCGUCAAGAUUUACAAGCUAAUUAUCAACGACCUGUCGGUCAUCAUGGAGAGCAAUGCUUCGCGACAGGCGUCAGCCGCAGGCGGGGAGGAGCUGGACGACACGUGGGACGAGGUGGACGACGACGACGAUGAGCAUAACGAGGACGACGAUGACGAGGAUGAGGACGCGGGAGGCCAAACGCUGUCGGAGCUGCUGGGGAUGGGCGCCGGCGCCCGAUACGACGACGAUUUCUACGAAGAUGACGAGGAGGAGGACCCGGACGCGGUGAUGGAUCCACUCUACCAGGUGGACCUGCAGGCCUACCUCACCGAGUUCCUGCAGCACUUCUCGCAGCAGCCGUGCUUCCCCGUGUUCCGCGAUCACCUGAGCGAGGUGGAGCGACGCGUCCUCCAGUCGGCCGGCAUCGCCAUGUGACGGCCACAACCUCGCCUGGCCGCCCCCACCUCCCUCCACCCCCCCCGCCCCCCCCCCCCCCCUGGGGCCUGUCGCUGGUCCACGCUGGUCUGGAACGGGUCGGGUUGGGGUCGGGUCGGGUCGGGUCGGGUCAGCUCAGGUCAUCCCACAUUGGGUUGGGCUGAGCUCGUCAAUAUUCCAGGCUGGCUUCAGUUGGGCCGGGCCCCACGGUCAAGUUGUACGCUCACCGGCUUGGCCUGUGUUGGGCCCGGCUUGGACCGGUUUGGGUUGAACCGCACCGGUUCUCUGUCAGACCACUCGGUCGCAAGUCGGAUAAAACGACUGGCGACCGAGUGAAUGGGGCCUGCCCCCCCCCCCCCCCCCCCCCGUGCGUGUGUGUCUGUGAGCUGACUUGACGCACCUCUGUGAGUGGGCUGACUGACACACCUGUAUAAGUUGGCUGACACACCUGUGUGUGAGUGGGCUGACUGACACACCUGUAUAAGUUGGCCGACACACCUGUGUGUGAGUGAGCUAACACACCUGUAUAAGUUGGCUGACACACCUCUGUGUGAGUGAGCUAACACACACUUGCAUAAAUUGGCUGACACACCUGUGUGUGAGCGAGCUGACUUCACACCUGUGCGAGUGAGCUGACUUCACACACCUGUGCUAGUGAGCUGACUUCACACACCUGUGCGAGUGAGCUGACUUCACCACACCUGUGCUAGUGAGCUGACUUCACACACCUGAGCGAGCGAGCUGACUUCACACACCUGUGCGAAUGAGCUGACUUCACCACACCUGAGGGAGCGAGCUGACUUCACACACCUGUGCAAGUGAGCUGACUUCACCACACCUGUGCGAGUGAGCUGACUUCACACACCUGUGCGAGUGAGCUGACUUCACACACCUGUGUGAACGAGCUGACUUCACACACCUUUGCGAGUGAGCUGACUUCACCACACCUGUGCGAGUGAGCUGACUUCACACACCUGUGCGAGUGAGCUGACUUCACACACCUGUGUGUGAGUGAGCUGACUUCACCACACCUGUGCUAGUGAGCUGACUUCACCACACCUGUGCGAACGAGCUGACUUCACCACACCUGUGCGAACGAGCUGACUUCACCACACCUGUGCGAACGACCUGACUUCACACACCUGUGCGAACGAGCGUACGGAUUCGAAAGCGCGGGGAGAGAUCGCCGACGGCACCUCGCUGGCUCCUCGUCCCAACCGCCUGCCACGUCGCCUCCUCGGCGGAUGAUAUGGGGGGAGGUAGGGGGGGGAGGCCCCCCGCGGUGGUGUGGCCGGCGCACGUGAGCAAGGGGAGAUCGACCGGCGAGCCCCCCCCCCCCCCCACGUAAGUUUACGCGUAUUUUUUUACGUCCCUUUUGCGAGCGUUUGCGAACUCCCCAUCCACCCCCAGGGAAAGGGGGGUGUGGGUGCCCUGCGAAUGAACGUGAUCCAUGAAUAAACAAAAUAAAGUCGUGAUUUUAUAAAUCGCC